UACCAGAGCAAGGUUAGGGUGAACAUUUUUAUCCAUAUUUUGCUGCAGUUUUGCCCUCCCUGACCUUAAUUCGGCACCAUGGUUUGCUGGAAUGUGGAAAGGUCUAUUAAGACAGCCAAGUAAAAAUGCUCAGGGUUAGACUGUGAGGCAGUUUGAGCCAGUUUUUCUCAGUACAGACUUUUCCUUUAGAACCUUCACGCCUUCUGCUUUAAUCAACAACACAGAAACUUUAAAAACACAAUAAUGUGAUUUAAUUAAUCAGAUGUGAUACACACACCUUCCAUCCCACCAAGUCUCAGAAGAAAGUACUGAAGAAAAUGACCAAGUUUCUCACAGUUCCCAAAUCAGAAUCAACUUUUUCUAAUGCUGAUUGUAAAGAUGCUGGAAAGCAAACUCUUGCAGAGUUUAGUGAAGUGAAUGAUCCAGCUUUUUUAGAGCCCAUGCCUGGCACAAAGCCAUCUGAGACUAUCAAAACAAGGGAUAUCAAUACAGACAAACUGGAAAGGAGCAAUGUAAAGGGAACUGCUGAUUUGGUUACCACGAAAGGACCAAAAGAUUCACAAGUAGCGUCGUCAUCUGGCCAAUCAGUAUGUGAACCUGUAAACAAAACUAAGCUGUUGAAAAAACAAGCACCAGCACCUGGCAUUGGAGCUGAUCCAGACAAGCCUGCUUGCCGAAAAGCCAAAAUUCUUCGUCUUGAGAGAAAAAGGCAGAAACUGGCCUUGGCUAAAGGAGAACAGGUAGAUACAGGAUGGAGACAAAUAUUACAUUGCACAGCGAUUUUUCAUUUGUAAAUAAUAUUAUUAUUGUCUAGCAUCAUAGGCCUGCAAAAUGUGCAGAGUUGCAGCACCAGUAUAUUGCCAUCAGGGCACACUACUGUAUGUGCCUUGAUGUUAGUAUUUACUUACACUUCUAGAAACAUUGCGAUUCACAUUUGUGUAAAAUUCAAUUUUUGAAAAAAGUUAUUUAAAAUUCAAUUU
Molecule: messenger RNA, 980 nt
Organism: Orbicella faveolata
Lineage: Eukaryota; Metazoa; Cnidaria; Anthozoa; Scleractinia; Merulinidae
Product: arginyl-tRNA--protein transferase 1-like
Biological process (GO): protein arginylation
Cellular component (GO): cytoplasm
Molecular function (GO): arginyl-tRNA--protein transferase activity
Source: RefSeq, a predicted model, not a curated record